UCUCCCUUGUGAGUGUAAAUUUUCACUUGCUCCUUUAACAUUUUGCAAGGAAAAAAUUCUGAUUAUUUGGCUUGUCAGUUUCAUGCUUAGCCUUUUUAGUGCUAACUUGACAUUGUCACUUGUUUACUGUGCUACCUGCUGUUUACUUUUUGAUCUAGUGAUUUUUCCCAAGUUGAAAGUAUUUGAAAGUUAAGUACUGCUAGCAGCUUAUGAGGAUUCUACUAUGUUCUUGGAUACAUCUUAUUGAUUAAGGGUAAUAUUUUAGGUCAACUGGCUAUUGGGUUAUCUCAGAGAUGAGAUAACCUUAGAUUUGGGUACUGGUAACAUUUGAAAACAGGACUUUUGACUGGAAUUGUUGUGCAGUCAUUGUUGUCUGAAAUUAAAAUCUUUUAAGGUCGAUUCGAGUUAUUUGGUCUGUUUUCAGUCCAUUUUAAUUAGCAUGUUGUCAUGUGUUAGCGCGGCUCCAGUGUGUGUGUUUUGAGGAUUCUAAAAGGAGAGAGAGAGAAAGAUAUGAAAGGUGCAAUACAUUGGAGUGGAACUUUCAUCCGGUACUAUACCAGCACCUGGCGCCCAACUUGCACCCAGUUCCCAGGUUAAAAAGUUAUAUCCCGCAGCUUCUCCACCUGACAUAUAUGCCAUGGCUUUACCUGGCCGAGGAAGCCAUCCAUCCAUCUUGUCGGCAUCAUGAUCACCUGUAGGACACACUUUGUCAGGCAAGUCUGCUAACUAUGUUUGUGGUCAGGCCCUCAUGUUGGAUGCAGAGACAGGGCCUGACAUACACCUUGCCAGCCAGGUGCUUGGUUUGGUUUUCAUCCAGCGGCGCUAUGUACAAGAGAGAGAAGCAAACAGGAACUGUGUUUUUUUUCCUGUUGAUGUUUAAUUGCUGGUGGGUCUCAUGAGUCAUGACUAGGUCUGAUGUGCCGGACCAAUUUUUGCUAAAACAAACUCUGUGAUGUAGCCUUGUUUUAGCACUACCUCCUGUUCUAAACAGUGUAAAAAAAGGGUAUUAGAUGCUCACUUCAGCACGCUGAGCGGAGGGGAGAGCGUCGCCUUGGGGUAAAUGCCGAUAGCUAGGUUGCUAUCGGCUCCUAGCGAUGCGCCACCUCCGUCACCUAACCCCUGCGCUCCUCCUCUCGGCGUUGGCUCCCAGGUUCGAAUAUGGAGCAUGAAAUCUGUGGAUAAGGAUAAUGCCAGCGAUGAUUCCAGCCAAAGAUUGCUCGCUACAAUGCGUGACCAUUUUGGAUCAGUAAACUGUGUGAGAUGGGCCAAGCAUGGCCGCUAUCUUGCUUCAGGAUCAGAUGAUCAGGUUAUCCUAAUUCAUGAGAGAAAAGCUGGUUCCGGAACAUCUGAGUUUGGUAGUGGAGAACCUCCAGAUGUAGAAAAUUGGAAGGUUAUUAUGACUUUAAGAGGGCAUACUGCAGAUGUGGUAGAUCUUAGUUGGUCGCCUGAUGAUUCAACAUUGGCUAGCGGCAGCUUGGAUAAUACCGUUCACAUAUGGAACAUGACCAAUGGUAUUUGCACCGCAGUCUUGCGAGGGCAUUCCAGCUUGGUCAAAGGGGUUACCUGGGAUCCUAUUGGUUCUUUCAUUGCAAGCCAAUCAGAUGAUAAGACUGUCAUAAUAUGGCGGACAAGUGACUGGAGUCUUGCUCACAAGACAGAAGGCCAUUGGGCAAAAUCUCUUGGUUCAACAUUCUUUAGACGACUUGCUUGGUCACCUUGUGGCCACUUCAUAACUACGACUCAUGGGUUCCAGAAACCUAGGCAUUCAGCACCUGUGCUUGAAAGAGGCGAGUGGUCUGCAACUUUUGACUUUCUAGGGCAUAAUGCACCUGUUGUGGUGGUUAAGUUUAAUAACUCAACGUUCCGCAAGAAUUUCUCAAGUGGUCAAGACAUAAAGGCUGUGCCAGCUGGAUUGUCCAAUGGAGCAUCAAAGACAUCAACAAAAGAACAGCAACCAUAUAAUGUUAUUGCUAUUGGAAGUCAAGACAGAACUAUUACUGUUUGGACGACAGCGAGUGCUCGACCAUUAUUUGUUGCUAAGCAUUUUUUCUCUCAAAGUGUGGUUGAUUUAUCUUGGAGCCCUGAUGGUUAUUCACUUUUUGCCUGCUCCUUGGAUGGAUCAGUGGCCAACUUUCACUUUGAAGCAAAGGAGCUUGGAUACAGGUUAAGUGACACUGAAAUGGAUGAAUUGAAGAGGAACAGAUAUGGUGACGUCAGAGGACGCCAAUCAAAUCUGGCUGAAAGCCCUGCACAGUUGCUGCUAGAACAAGCAUCAGCAAAGCAAUCAACUGUCAAAAAGGGGGCUUCCAUUGUCCAGCCAUUUCAAGCACCCCCAAAAGUUGCUGCAGGUGUACCUAACUCAGUUCCUGUUGUGCAAAGUCAGAAAGCUCCUGAAGCUUCACCUGAUGAUGAUAAGAAAACAGCAGAUCCCACUUCUGAUGAUGUAAAUAAAGUUAACCGGUUAUCUAGUCCAGUGAAACAGAGAGAAUACCGGCGUCCUGAUGGCCGGAAAAGAAUAAUCCCAGAGGCAGUUGGAUUUCCUUCUAACCAGGAUAACGCACCCAACCGUUCUCAAAAUCAAGCUGUGGAUUUUUCAUCUCUGGAUCAACGAAUGAAUGUAAAAAGACCAUCUUAUGGCAGCAGCAGUAACUGUAAUAACUGUGAGGUUAGGGAUCGCUCUGGUGUUACAGCAAGGGCUAACAUAACUGAGAGUCUUGUUAUACAAAAAGCUUCAACUAAUGCUGGCAGUGAUGGAAUGCUGAGUAUGGAACACACCGGAUCUGUAGUUCCAGGCCCGCUGACCUCCUGCCCUACGCUUUCUAUCCAUGUACAAAAUAAGAAUGACAAUUUGGAUUCUAUACCAGCCUGCCUUGAGGCAAAGCCUGUAGAGCGUGCUGCAAGUGAUAUAAUUGGUGUUGGUGAUGCCUUUUCAACAAAAGAAUCCGAGAUAAAGUGUACACGAGGUACAGAAACUCUUUGGUCAGAUUGUAUCUCUGGAAAGGUUACUGUCUUGGCAGGCAAUGCAAAUUUCUGGGCUGUUGGUUGUGAAGAUGGUUGCCUGCAGGUUUACACAAAAUUUGGAAGGCGAGCAAUGCCAGCAAUGGUGAUGGGAUCUGCAGCUGUUUUUAUAGAUGUUGAUGACUGCUGGAAGUUGCUUCUUGUCACAAGGAGAGGUUUAAUGUACAUAUGGGACCUUUAUAACAGGACCUGCAUUUUGCAGGAUUCUUUAUCUUCUUUGGUUGCAUCUCCAGAUGAGUCAUCUGCAAAAGAUGCUGGUACAGUAAAGGUUAUAUCUGUCAAAUUCUCAAGAUGUGGUUCACCCUUAGUUGUCCUUGCCAGCCGUCAUGCUUUUCUUUAUGACAUGAGCCUAAAGUGCUGGCUAAGGAUCGCCGACGAUUGUUUUCCAGCAUCAAAUUUUGCUAGCUCAUUUGGUUCCACUCAGGGUGGGGAGCUAGGCAAGUUGCAGAUUGAUAUAGGCAAGUUCAUGGCUAGAAAGCCUAUUUGGAGCAGGGUUACAGACGAUGGGUUGCAGACACGCUCCCAUUUGGAGACCCAGCUUGCAGCUUCUUUGGCUUUGAAGUCAGCACAGGAGUAUCGCCAAUGCCUCCUAUCUUAUGUCCGGUUUUUGGCUAGAGAAGCAGAUGAAUCUCGUCUACGUGAAGUUUGUGAGGGCUUCCUAGGUCCUCCAGUGGGCAUGGCUGGUUCUGUGUCAUCUAUGGAUCCCAAAAAUCCUGUGUGGGAUCCUGAUGUUCUUGGAAUGAAGAAGCACAAACUUCUUAAAGAAGAUAUACUUCCUUCCAUGGCAUCAAACCGGAAAGUCCAGCGGCUGCUCAAUGAGUUCAUGGACCUCCUGUCAGAGUAUGAAGCUGCCGAGACCAAAGCUGACCUGAUGGAUGUCACACCGACACCACAGCCCACAACAUAAGCUAGUAACAAGGUGAUGCAGCCCGCAACAGAAGCCAGUGACAAGGUGAUGAAGCCCACAACAGAAGGCAAUGACAAGGUGACUGAGCAUGUGAUAACCUCGUAGUUACCCUGGUAUCCUCCAGUCUGGUUGCUGGAGGCUUACUGAGUUACUGACUCCCUACCCCCCGCGGUAUGUAUGAUAGGAUAGUUUGGCACAGAUACAAUGUGUCUAUUUCGAGAAGUGCUUAUAUUAGUCAGUUGUGCAUGUAGCUGGUAGAUUGUUUAGCAGGGCGACCUCGGGCUAAAACUGAUUCCGAACCCAUUAGAUGUAACGCUGAGUGUAACAGUAGAAAAGGGCGUGAGGUUGCGUAGUGAUCAUUGUGUAACAGUAAUCUGUAAAAGGCCGUAUAAGUUCAUUUCCUUUUUAGUUUCAGGGCAAUUCUGGCCUUGAUGGCUUUUAGUUCAGGCUGUUUGUUUUUCA
Molecule: messenger RNA, 4387 nt
Organism: Panicum virgatum (switchgrass)
Lineage: Eukaryota; Viridiplantae; Streptophyta; Magnoliopsida; Poales; Poaceae
Product: protein HIRA-like
Exons: 10
Coding region: 1061-3925 (954 amino acids)
Biological process (GO): regulation of DNA-templated transcription; chromatin remodeling; DNA-templated transcription
Cellular component (GO): HIR complex; nucleus
Molecular function (GO): nucleosome binding; protein binding
Source: RefSeq, a predicted model, not a curated record